Molecule: messenger RNA, 1998 nt
Organism: Ictalurus furcatus (blue catfish)
Lineage: Eukaryota; Metazoa; Chordata; Actinopteri; Siluriformes; Ictaluridae
Gene: etv4
Product: ETS variant transcription factor 4
Exons: 12
Coding region: 312-1799 (495 amino acids)
Biological process (GO): regulation of transcription by RNA polymerase II; cell differentiation
Cellular component (GO): nucleus
Molecular function (GO): DNA-binding transcription factor activity, RNA polymerase II-specific; sequence-specific DNA binding
Source: RefSeq, a predicted model, not a curated record
GGCUGCAUGUCGCUAAGCUAACUACAGUAGGCUAGGGGUUUGCAAGCGCUGCGUGUGUGUGAGUGUGUUUUGUGAAUGGAGCUCAUUACGCAUGCAGCCUUCUGGACGCCCCAUUCACAACUCCCGCUGUCUGUGUGUGUGUGUGUGUGUGUGUGUGUGUGUGCGCGCGCGCGCGUGUGCGUGUGUGUGUGCAUGUGUGUGUGGUGUAUGUGUGUGUGCAUGUGUGUGCGCGUUUGUCCCACUGCCUUCUCUCCGUGCAGGCUGCUCCGAUUUUUCUCCACACCGCCUCAAUGAGCGCGAACAGUUAACGCAUGGACUGUAACAUGGAUGGAUAUUUAGAUCAGCAAGUGCCUUACACUUUAGCAAAUAGGUCGCAAGGAAAUGGGCCCCUAAAUAGACUGUUGGUGGCAGCAAAAAGGAAAUACAUGGACACCGAAUUACCCCCUCAGGAAUCUGAAGAUCUCUUUCAAGAUUUAAGUCAGCUUCAGGAGACAUGGCUCACAGAAGCUCAAGUACCUGACAGUGAUGAGCAGUUUGUUCCUGACUUCAUCUCAGAAAACUUGGCAUUCCACAGCCCACCGGUGAAGAUUAAGAAGGAGCCUCAGAGCCCAGGCUCAGACCCCAGCCAGUCCUGCAGUCACAAGCAGAGCUUUAGCUAUCCCAGUGGAGAGCAGUGCCUUUAUGCCAGUGCCUAUGAACAGAAGAGAGCAGCAGCAACAUCAGCAGCAGGACCCAAAAGCUCCUGCCCUGGGACUCCCAUGUCCCCCAUGCAGCAUUACUCCCCAAAACCACUGGUGGGCACCCGACCUGAAACGGGGUACAUGAACUCUCCCUCUGCCAGUCAGUCACACCCCAGCCAUGGCCAGACUUACCCCAUAAAUCCAAGCUCCAGCUUUCCAACAGGCUCAGGGGAGAUGUGUGCCCCGUUUGGACCUCCAGGUCAAACUCUGCAGCGUAUGCCCUCUACCCCUGCAGGAGGUGCAGGCACUGGGGGUAACAGUGGGUACCACAGACAGCACUCAGACCCCUGCAUGCCCUACCUCCAGCAGAGCUUCAAGCAGGAAUUUUUGGACCCACUGUAUGAGCGAGCAGCCCACAUGGGCACAGUGGCCCCUCAGAGGUUCCCUCCAGCCCAUAUGAUGGUCAAGCAGGAACCCACUGACUACACUUAUGAGCCUGAUGUGCCUGGUUGCACCUCCAUGUACCACCACAAUGAAGGCUACCCCAGUACCCAGCACAACAAUGAAGGCUACAUGUUUGAAAGUGACGCCCGCGUUGUUCCAGAGAAAUUUGAAGGUGAGGUGAAACAGGAGGGCAGCAGUGUGUUCCGUGAUGGCGCCCCCUAUCAGCGGCGUGGCUCUCUGCAGCUCUGGCAGUUUCUGGUAGCUCUCUUGGAUGAUCCUGGCAAUGCACACUUUAUUGCCUGGACCGGUCGUGGCAUGGAGUUCAAACUCAUUGAGCCAGAAGAGGUCGCCAGGCUCUGGGGGAUGCAGAAGAACCGUCCAGCCAUGAAUUAUGACAAACUGAGUCGCUCCCUACGCUACUACUAUGAGAAAGGAAUUAUGCAAAAAGUGGCGGGCGAGCGCUACGUUUACAAAUUCGUGUGUGAGCCGGAGGCACUGAUCUCCCUGGCGUUCCCUGACAAUCAGCGGCCUAGCGUGAAGGCCGAGUUUGAGCGUUAUGUCAACGAGGAAGACACGGUGCCACUGUCUCACUUGGACGAAGGAGUGACUUACCCCUCUGAUCCCGCUGCCACCAACUUGGGCCCUCAGCCCUACUCCAAAGGCUACAUGUACUAAUGCCACCUACAGGCCUGAUAUUCCCCCAUGCACCUAUUGCACAUGUCAACCCCAUCCACUUGUAUAUAUAAGGCUAUGGUGUUCUUUCUUGGUUUGUUUAAAUUAAUAUCAUUAGGGACCUCCUCUCAUCUCUGCGGCCUAUUCAGUACAAACACGUGCCUGUGGUUCAGCAAAGUGCUUAAUAAAAAGACCCAGUUAU